AUGGAUCGGGGAAAAUCGACAGACGAUCAGGGGGCGCUCAAUGUCAAUUUAUAUCUACUCGAGUUUCUUGACGACCAUAACCAUAACCCCAUCCCCCCGACCCCGGUAUUACGGGGUGCGAUCUGGGGUCCCGUCUUGCUGCCGCACGUUACGCUGGGUUGCUCAAACAAGGCAUCGGCUUCUUCAAUCGGCACUUACUUCCCCGUCUGGGGAGCGUUCAGACAUGUCUCGCUUGGUAUGGCGCCACAUGGCUUUUGUCUGCGCGUAUACGCUGUCUCCGAACUCGAAAUGUUUGGCUGGGGCAUAGCCGUAUCCGGCUGGGAGCUGCAGUCUGCAGAUCCCCAGAGACUCCAGACCAAGACGAACUUCUUAAUUAUCAGUCUUGGCUUGGGCUUCUGGGGGGGAUAUCUUUCCUCGAUUCCUUUCUCUCUGCCGAAUAUCACAAAUAUCACAUUUUCCCAAGAAAUGUCGGCAUUUCGCAUUGUGGUAUUCAAUAUCGUGGUCCUAGUGAUCCUGCUCCGCAAAGGGAGGGCCAUCUUCUCGUUCUUGACACGGAAGGACGAGUUGUCUUACUUCCUCGCCACCUUCUGCUGCCUGCAGGAGCAAGGGAAGCACUCGAGGACAGACGACGGCGACAAAGGUCAAGACUCAAGACUCUAG
Sodiomyces alkalinus F11 is the source of this 660-nucleotide messenger RNA. RefSeq lists its product as hypothetical. The record is from RefSeq and is a predicted model, not a curated record. The transcript is spliced from 9 exons. The coding region runs from base 1 to 660 and encodes 219 amino acids. Lineage: Eukaryota; Fungi; Ascomycota; Sordariomycetes; Glomerellales; Plectosphaerellaceae.